AUGAAUGACCCUUCAUUGAAUCGAUAUUCAACUAUCAUCUUGGAUGAAGCGCACGAAAGGACCCUCGCAACAGAUAUUCUAAUGGGUUUGCUGAAAGAGAUUUGUAGAAAACGGGUCGAUCUCAAAGUCAUCGUUAUGUCCGCUACACUGGAUGCAGAAAAGUUCCAAAACUACUUUGGAUCAGAGACACGCCCUGCUCCCUUAUUAAAGGUUCCUGGUAGAACACAUCCGGUGGAGCUGUUCUACACACAAGAGCCCGAGCCUGAUUAUGUGGAAGCUGCUAUUCGCACGGUACUAUAUAUCCAUCAAGCCGAAGAACCUGGAGAUAUCCUCGUGUUUCUGACCGGAGAGGAAGAGAUAGAAGACGCCUGUCGCAAGAUAAAGAUCGAGGCGGAUGAACUCACCAAUCAAGACCCGACCAUUGGACCACUCAUGUGCGUUCCUUUGUAUUCAUCACUUCCCCCACAGCAGCAACAGCGGAUCUUCGAUGCUCCCCCUCCACCUCGAAAACCAGGCGGACCACCCGGCCGCAAGGUUGUUGUCAGUACGAAUGUUGCCGAAACGUCUUUGACUAUUGACGGCAUCGUAUACGUAGUGGACCCAGGUUUCUCCAAGCAGAAAGUUUAUAAUCCACGAAUACGAGUCGAAUCACUUUUAGUCUCUCCUAUUUCUAAAGCUUCGGCCGCUCAAAGGGCAGGUCGUGCUGGCCGAACAAGACCAGGAAAAUGCUUCAGGUUGUAUACAGAGAAAGACUAUGUCAAAGAACUGGAAGAGCAGACAUAUCCCGAGAUUCUGCGGAGUAAUUUGGCAAACACUGUGCUUGAGCUCGUCAAGCUAGGUAUUAAGGAUCUAGUGAGAUUUGACUAUUGUGACCCUCCGGCUCCUGAGACUAUCAUGAGAGCCCUGGAGCUGUUGAACUACCUUGCUGCCCUGGAUGAUGAAGGAAACUUGACCGCGUUAGGAAGUUUGAUGGCAGAAUUCCCUCUUGAUCCGCAACUAUCCAAACUUCUUAUAUCUAGUCCUGAGUUCGAGUGCAGCAAUGAAAUCCUGACCAUCGUAUCUAUGCUCUCCGUCCCCAAUGUAUUUUUGAGGCCUCCGAACCAACGCAAGGAGGCAGACGCCGCAAAACAACUUCUUACAGUACCGGAGGGAGAUCACCUGACCCUAUUGAAUAUUUAUAACAGUUAUAUACAGACUCAAGCUGAAAACGUAAGGAGCCAAAUCCUGCGGAUCAUGGAAAGAUCUGAAAUAGAGCUCACAUCGCGAGCUAUCGAUGGGCCAUCCUUCUACGACAACAUUAGAAAAACACUCGUUUGUGGCUUUUUCAUGCAAGUUGCUCACAAGACAGGAGAAAAGAGUGGCUAUAAAACUGUGAAAGACAAUCAGGACAGCUCGUCUCACUACAUCCGUCAUGCGGACUUGAUACAACCCCAGAAUGGGUUCUUUUCAACGAAUUUGUCCUCACAACCAAAUCAUUCAUACGUACUGUUACAACAAUCAGGCCAGAGUGGUAAGCCGGGCAUCCUUAUUGCAGCAUUAAUUAAUUAUAACCAUUUCAGGCUCCUUGAAUAUGCACCGAGCUACUAUAAUGUCAAAGAGUUCCCAGACGGCGAGACAAAGAGUGCAUUAAUACGGGUUUUCAACAAGACGUUGGGACGUCAACUAGGCACGAAUACCGGAGAUGAGCACCAUAAGAGGAAGAAAAAGAGAGUUGAUGAGAGUACUAGAUCUAAGGUCUACACACAGACCUUUCAAGGUCUCAGAAAGCGUUCCCUUUCUAAAGACGGAGCAUUGACCGCCUUUCUCGUGGGUUCAACGAUGCUGGGUGCUGAAGUUAAAGCAUUCGGUGUUACCUUGCUUGUCUUCUAUUUUAUCGGGUCCCGAGCGACUCGUAUAGGUAAAGAUUUGAAAAAGAAGUAUGAGGAUGGCGUUCGAGAAGGAUCUGGUCAAAGGGAUGCUUUCCAAGUGCUCUGCAACUCAUUACCUGCCUUCAUUGCAUGUUUAAUGUGGAAAGGAAUGUUCUCCCAUUCAAUCUUCUCCAUAUUCUUCGAUGGACUUGGGCGCGACAGUCGCAUUUAUGACUCUGCCGCCACGUGCGCUUUGGCCCCUACCUACGGAGAUGGUUGGAGUCGAUUCUUGCUCUUAGUUGCAUUGGGACAGUUUGGGUGCUGUCUUGGUGAUACCUUGGCUUCCGAGCUCGGCAUCCUGUCCAAGUCCAAGCCCAUAUUGAUCACUACUUUCCAACGCGUUCCGCCCGGGACGAAUGGGGCCAUGUCUCUACUCGGAACGGCCGUCUCAAUAUUAGGGGGAGGAAUAGUUGGGCUAACGAUGGCUUUGGAUCUCUGGGUUGAAAAUUCAGCAUGCAGGAACGUUGGUAUUCCGGCCUUCCUAAAUCUUGUUGUUCUGGGCUUAGUGGCCGGGGGUCUCGGGUCUUUGCAAACUCGCUAUUCAACGACUACUAAGAAGAUCCUUACAGAUGACAGUGCUCCCCAACACAAUUCGAACGUAUCUGUCAUAUCCGGACUUAAUAUUCUUACGAAUAACCAAGUAAGCAACAUUCCCAGCCUACUCCCUGAAGAUAGUCUGAUCUCCUCGCAGGUGAAUUUGGUAUCUUCAGCCAUGACGGCCGCAUUCAUAGCAUUAAUAGGAUGA
Messenger RNA from Acaulospora colombiana, 2652 nucleotides. Lineage: Eukaryota; Fungi; Glomeromycota; Glomeromycetes; Diversisporales; Acaulosporaceae. The record is from the annotation of a GenBank genome assembly.